Chlorella variabilis is the source of this 1656-nucleotide messenger RNA. RefSeq lists its product as hypothetical. The transcript is spliced from 11 exons. The record is from RefSeq and is a predicted model, not a curated record. The coding region runs from base 1 to 1656 and encodes 551 amino acids. Gene Ontology annotation, cellular component: extracellular region. Lineage: Eukaryota; Viridiplantae; Chlorophyta; Trebouxiophyceae; Chlorellales; Chlorellaceae.
AUGGCCGUGCUGCGGGCAGCGCAGCUCUGGCGGCUGGGUGCUCUGCUCUGCUCCCUGCUGCUGAUUCAAGGUGGGCGAGCCCAGGACGAAGGCUGGCAGGAGGGCACGCUGGGGCAGCUGGGCUUUGGCACGAGCUACACGCCAGCGCAGGGCGCCUGCGGCUAUGGCGACCUGCCAGAGGAGGAGUGGCCAUUUGGCGGGCUGGCAGCGGUGGAUCCUGCCGCCAGCCCCUUUGCCGCGGGCGUGCAGCGCGGCUGCGGCGUGUGCCUGGAGGUGCAGUGCGGCGACGCGGCGCAGUGCGGCGGCACGCCCAGCCAGCCGCUGGUGGUGCUGGUGACAGACCACUGCGCCGGGUGCGGCGCGGACGCCGUCUUCCUGGCACCCUCUGCUUACCGCCAGGUGGUGGCCAGCGGCCUGGGCCAGGUCGCCGCCCGCUUCCGCAGGGUCAACUGCGCCCCGCCUGGGAACCUGGCGGUACACGUGGACCAGUACCGCGCCACUGCCGGCGGCUGGUUGCGACUGGCGCUACGGGAUGUGGCGGGCGAUGGCGACAUCCAGAGCGUGGAGCUGGCCAGCAGCGAUAGCCCCGACGCCUGGCUGCCGAUGCAGCGCGCCUUUGGAGCCUCGUGGCAGCUGUCCUCCCUGCCCCAGCCACCGCUGGAUCUGCGCGCCACCGACGGCAGCGGGCAGCAGGUGGUGGCGCGGCGUGCCCUGCAGCAGGCGGGGCGUACCGGCAACUUCCCAACCAGCGCCCAGUUCCAGGCCAGCCAGAACCUGGCGAAUGCUCUCCGCGGCGGCGCCACGCCUCCGCCGCCGCCCAAGGCCGCCCCGCCGCCAUCGCCGUCCCCGCCUGCCACCACCUUCGAAAGCAUCUUUGGGUCGCCUGCGCCGGCGCGGCCCAUCCCGCCGCUGCCCGCCGCCAUCCAGGCCGAGCCCACUCCAACCGUGCAGCUGGUCAGCCCGCCGGCACCCGGAGCGCCUCCCGCCACCCCCAUCCCUGCCGCCGAGCCCACACCCAGCUCCACGGCAGCGCUGCAGGCCGCCCUCACCCUGCCCGCCCCGACCGAGGCAGCGCCUGAAGUGGUGGACACACGCCCGCCACGGCCGCCGGGCGUGGGUCCCUCGGUGACCCCGGCCCUCGUCGCCUUCUCCCCCACGCCCGGCCUGCCCACGCUGCCGGCGCUGCCGCCGGCGCCGGGGCCGGCCACGCGCCAGCAGAGCGUGGGGCUGGAUGUGCUUCUGCGGGACAAGAAUGCACGCGUCACGCUGCUGGUGCCAGUCAACUCAGCCCUCAACGCCGCCAUCGACGCCCGCCCUCUGCGCAACGAGUCCACCCUCACUGAGCUCAUCCUCAACGCCCCGGAGCUGGUCAACCCGCUGGUCGGCUACCACGUGCUGCCGGGCCUGUGGCCCUCCUCCACUCUGCAGCCGGGCGCCAAGAUCGACACCUCCGACACCAUUGACAAGGUCAACAGGCUGCAGCUCACCGCGCAGGGCCCCACCUCGCUGCAAGGCAUCGGCACCAGCGCCGCCAUCCUGCAGACUGACAUCGUGGCCUGCGGCCCGUCUGUGGUGCACGUCGUGCUGCUGCCCUUCACCUUUGAUCAGGCGGCGGUGGAUGCCAUCCUCGGUACCCAAGUGCCGGCGGGCAGGUGA